AUGCAAACAGAAGCCUUUGAACUGCGCGAGUAUCAGCAAAUCUCGGUGGACCAAGCUAUCAGGGAGAAUUUGAUUGUGAACUUGCCGACCGGCAAGGGUAAGACUUUGAUCGCUGUUAAGGUGAUCGAUCAUUUCUUGCGCACAAAGAAGCAUGUGGUCUUCGUAGUGCCGACAAAGGCGCUAGUCGAGCAACAGGCCAAGUACUGCGAAAGUCACUGCGAAUGUAAGCCUCAGGUGGAUAAGCUGAGUGGCAUGGAAAUGGAUCAAUGGGACGAGAUUAAAUGGGAGCAAUGCCUCAAAAAGCACCAGGUGCUUGUUGGAACGGCCGAAAUUUUUCGGCGGGCCCUGGACAAAGGCUACUUGAAAGCUGCCUCUCUCUCCUUGGUGGUCUUUGAUGAAUGCCACAAUGCCACGGGCAAGAGUCCCAUGGCCAGAAUCAUGCUUGACUUCAUGCACAGGCUGCCUCACGCGGAGCGCCCGCGCAUUCUGGGGCUCACAGCCAGCUACCACUUUGGUGCGGCCAAGAACAUGUCGGAUUUCAAGAAGGGCAGGCUGAACCUCGAACGACUGCUGCUUGCGUCCAUGUUCAGCCCCCAGGUCGAAGACUCUGGGAAACACUGGAGUCCGGUGAUGUGGACGCCCUCGGAUUUCGCGAAAGACUUUAAGAAGGCCGUGCUUCCAACGCUUUUGCACGCCGCAGAGACCUUGGGGGACGCUGCGGAGGUCAAGGACUUCCAAAAGCUUUGCAAUCGCAUGCAUCACGUCUUCGAGCAGCUGGGGCGAGAGGGACUGAUGGAUUACCUGCAGAAGUGCGUGCUUUCGGAGUUGGAGAGACAGUGGCAAGAAUUGGUACAGCUGCAAGACGUGCCUGCUGAGAGCCGCCAAUGUGCCCAGAGCCUGUUGGAGAAGCUCCCGCAGGUGAGGCAGAUUCUGGAGCAACUCGAGCCUUGGCUCAAGGACUUGGUGAAAGCUGCACCUGUUGCAUCGCCCAAGCUGGUUGCCUUGCACGACUUGCUGCAGAAGGAGCCCUUGAAGACUGGCAAAGGCAUCAUCUUCGUGGAGCAGGUGGCGGUGACGGUGCCUCUGGCCCUCAACCUGACGCGGCACGUGCAGCGCGCGGUGGAGGGGAUCUACGGCGGCAUGACGAAGAAGGACCAGGAGGGCAUCGUGCAGCGCCUGCGCAGCGGGCGCACAGAGAUCCUGGUGUCCACGGCGGCGUUGGAGGAGGGUAUCGACGUGUGCGACUGCAACUGGAUCGUGCGCUACGACAAGUUCGGCACCUGCAAGAGCCACAUCCAGGGCAGCGGUCGGGCAAGGGCCGCAGCCGCAGGGAGAGGCGGUUCUGCGCACAUCUACUACUUUGAGAAUGACCCUGAGGAAGAGGCCAGCAAGGCCCGGAGGAUGGAGGAGGUGGCAAGAGACCAGAGCCUGGCCCUGUCGGAGGAGCAGCGCAAGAAGCUGGAGAUGAAGCCCAAAGAUGCAGUGGGAGGGGUGUAUCCCUACCAGAAGGGGCAAGAGAUCAACUUUUUCAACUGCCAGCAAAUCGUGUCUGAGUGGUGCCAGAAGGUUCUGGGCACGCGCUACAAUGCAGAAAGCUUGUAUCAAAGGCAGGUGGAUGGGGCAAGCCCAGCGCCAGUUUCUCGCGUUCCAACGCCUGAUGGAUUGAAGGAGUUCUUUGCCGGAGUGAUUGCCAAGGAGCAGCUGGCGGGAGUGUCUGCGCUGGAUCGCGCGAAACGGCGGGCCCUGUUCGUGGUAGCUUGGUACUUGCGAGAGAAAGGUUUGGUGGACGAGCGCAACAACGCCGAGACCGUUCAAUUGGAAUUGGCCAAGUCGGCUUGUCAGCCGACAGGGCAACCCCCGGCCAAAAAGCUGCGAAUCCAGGGCAACUUUGGUCGAGAUGGUCCUGAAAUUAAGGGUGGCAACUACAAGGGUGCCUUGAUGGAGCUUUUGAUGAGAUUGCACCCACAUGAGCCAAUUCAGACUCUCUGGGAGUUUAGAUCUACUAUGGAGGAUGACGGGUGGAGGGUCACCUUGACUCUUGUACGCGAAGAUCGCAUCUUUCAAAGCGACCCUGAAGCCACGAAGAAGGCUGCUGAGCAUGCCGUUGCCAAGAGAGCACUGGCAGAGUUGCAAAUGCAAAACGCGCCCGUCAGAAAUUUGCCGAUUCGCCUUUUCUUCUCGGAGCCGCGCAUUUUGUUGGUUUCAGGCCCGGGACAAUUCACGCCGGGCGCAAGCGUGGAGGCUGCAAGAAGGGUUAGCAAAAGCACACCAUCUCUGGCAUGGCUAUGA
Effrenium voratum is the source of this 2289-nucleotide messenger RNA. Lineage: Eukaryota; Dinophyceae; Suessiales; Symbiodiniaceae. The record is from the annotation of a GenBank genome assembly.